Gossypium raimondii (Peruvian cotton) is the source of this 4179-nucleotide messenger RNA. RefSeq names its product pleiotropic drug resistance protein 2. Lineage: Eukaryota; Viridiplantae; Streptophyta; Magnoliopsida; Malvales; Malvaceae. The record is from RefSeq and is a predicted model, not a curated record. Gene Ontology annotation, cellular component: membrane. The transcript is spliced from 18 exons. Gene Ontology annotation, molecular function: ATP binding; ATP hydrolysis activity; ABC-type transporter activity. The coding region runs from base 174 to 4031 and encodes 1285 amino acids.
GAUUUCUCUUGGAUAAUCUUUUUUUUUUUUUUUUGGAAGAAAUGUUAUAUGUAUACAUAUAUAUUAAGUCCUCAGUUUUGGUUUGCAUUUUGAUGAAAUAGGGAGUUCUUGGAUUACUCAAGCUUUUCCCUUCCAAGAAAAGAGUGGUCAAUAUACUCCGAGAUGUCAGUGGAAUGGUGAAACCAUCAAGGAUGACACUGCUUUUAGGACCUCCAGGGUCUGGAAAAACUACAUUGCUGCAGGCACUUGCUGGGAAGACCGACACCGAUUUAAGGGUAUCGGGAAAAAUUACUUAUUGUGGUCAUGAAUUUCAUGAAUUCAUCCCUCAAAGGACAAGUGCUUAUAUAAGUCAACAUGACCUUCACCAUGGUGAGAUGACAGUUAGGGAGACACUCGAUUUCUCAGGACGGUGCUUGGGGGUUGGAACUCGAUAUGAACUCUUGGCAGAGUUGUCAAGGAGGGAGAAACAAGCAGGCAUCAAACCAGAUCCUGAAAUUGAUGCAUUCAUGAAAGCUACUGCAAUGGCUGGCCAAAAGACUAGUCUUGGAACUGAUUAUGUGCUCAAGAUUCUUGGAAUGGAUAUCUGCUCUGAUAUCAUGGUGGGUGAUGAUAUGAGAAGGGGCAUAUCUGGUGGACAGAAGAAACGUGUAACUACAGGUGAAAUGUUGGUUGGACCUGCAAAAGCUCUUUUCAUGGAUGAGAUUUCAACCGGUCUUGAUAGUUCUACAACUUUUCAGAUUGUAAAGUUUAUGAAGCAGAUGGUUCAUAUCAUGGAUGUAACUAUGAUUAUUUCUCUUCUGCAACCUGCACCAGAAACCUAUGACCUUUUCGAUGACAUUAUCUUGCUUUCUGAGGGUAAGAUAGUGUACCAAGGACCGAGAGAGAAUGUUCUUGAAUUCUUUGAAAGUGUGGGAUUCAAAUGUCCAGAAAGGAAAGGAGUGGCAGAUUUCUUACAAGAAGUGACUUCCAAAAAGGACCAACAGCAGUAUUGGUGUAGAAAGGACGAACCUUAUCGACAUAUAUCUGUACCAGAGUUCGUGGAACAUUUCAACUCUUUCCACAUUGGUCAAAAGAUUGAUGAUGAACUUAGAGUUCCAUAUGAUAAUUCUAAAACUCAUCCAGCAGCUUUGGUGAAAGAAAGAUAUGGAAUCUCAAACUGGGAACUUUUCAAGGCUUGUUUUGCAAGAGAGUGGCUAUUGAUGAAGCGUAACUCUUUCGUAUACAUAUUCAAGACCACCCAAAUUACCAUUAUGUCUGUCAUUGCUUUCACAGUGUUUUUCAGGACAAAAAUGAAAGCUGGUCAAAUUGACAAUGGCGUGAAAUUUUAUGGUGCACUGUUCUUCAGUCUCAUUAAUGUAAUGUUUAAUGGGAUGGCUGAGCUUGCACUAACCAUAUUUAGGCUUCCAGUAUUCUUCAAACAAAGGGAUUUCAUGUUUUAUCCAGCAUGGGCAUUUGCCUUGCCAAUUUGGGUCCUUAGAAUUCCCCUUUCUUUACUAGAGUCAGGGAUAUGGAUCAUCCUAACAUAUUACACUAUUGGUUUUGCUCCAGGUGCCAGUAGGUUUUUCCGUCAAUUCCUAGCGUUCUUUGGCAUUCACCAGAUGGCACUGUCUCUCUUCCGCUUCAUCGCUGCAGUUGGAAGAACACAAGUUGUAGCAAACACACUUGGUACCUUUACCCUGCUGGUGGUUUUUGUCCUUGGUGGAUUUGUUGUCGCUAAAGAUGACAUCAAGUCAUGGAUGAUUUGGGGCUAUUACAUCUCUCCAAUGUCAUAUGGACAAAAUGCCAUUGUCAUCAAUGAAUUUCUUGACAAAAGAUGGAGUAUUCCUAUGCCAUUUAAUCAAUCCAUCUCAGUAGGGAAGGUUCUUCUCCAAUCCAGAGGCAUGUAUACAGAAGAGUUCUGGUAUUGGAUUUGUGUUGCAGCACUCCUUGGAUUUUCUCUGCUUUUUAAUCUCUUGUUUAUUGUGGCAUUAACAUAUUUGAAUCCUCUGGGAGAUUCCAAAUCUGUUAUUUUGGAUGAGGGUGAUGAGAAUAAGAACAGGAAGCAAUCAUCUUCCGACGGACGGCAUAAUUUGAAAUCCAUAGAAAUGAGUUCACCAUCAGCUGCUUCAAUCUUUGAAGGAUUGGAUAUGGCAAUGAAGAAUACUCUUGACAACUCAAUUCUUAGCGCUUCAGACCAAGCAUCUACAAAGAAAGGAAUGGUGUUACCUUUCCAACCCUUGUCACUUGCAUUUGAUCAUGUCAGUUACUUCGUUGACAUGCCUGCUGAAAUGAAAGGCCAAGGAAUUGAAGAGACUCGUCUUCAAUUACUGCGAGAUGUAAGUGGUGCUUUUAGACCUGGUGUCUUAACAGCAUUAGUUGGGGUUAGUGGAGCAGGAAAGACCACCUUGAUGGAUGUCCUAGCAGGAAGAAAAACCGGUGGGUAUAUUGAAGGAAGUAUCAGCAUUUCUGGUUAUCCGAAGAACCAAGAAACUUUUGCUCGGGUUAGCGGUUAUUGUGAACAAAAUGAUAUCCAUUCCCCACAUGUUACUGUCUAUGAAUCGCUUGUGUACUCUGCUUGGCUUCGUCUUCCAAAGGAGGUUAACGCUGAAACACGAAAGAUGUUUGUUGAAGAAGUAAUGGAUCUGGUAGAGCUUAAUCCUCUCAAGAAUUCUCUAGUUGGCCUUCCCGGAGUUGAUGGCCUGUCAACUGAACAACGAAAAAGGCUCACAAUAGCUGUAGAGUUGGUUGCGAAUCCAUCGAUCAUCUUCAUGGAUGAACCAACAUCAGGCCUUGAUGCUAGAGCAGCAGCCAUCGUAAUGCGAACUGUGAGAAAUACAGUGGAUACAGGGAGAACUGUGGUUUGCACAAUUCACCAACCAGGCAUAGACAUAUUUGAAGCUUUCGACGAGCUAUUCUUGAUGAAGAGAGGAGGGCAAGUCAUUUAUGCCGGACCACUUGGUUGCCAUUCUCACAAACUUGUAGAAUACUUUGAAGCUGUGCCAGGAGUUCCUAAGAUCCAAGAAGGCUACAAUCCUGCAACAUGGAUGUUGGAAAUCAGUUCCACUGCUGUUGAGGCUCAGCUUGACGUUGAUUUUGCUGAAAUUUAUGCCAAUUCUGAACUUUAUAGGAAAAAUGAGGAACUUAUCAAAGAUCUAAGCACCCCAGUGCCUGGAACUAAGGACCUUCACUUCCCAACUACAUACUCUCAAGACUUCUUUACUCAAUGCAAAGCCUGCUUUUGGAAGCAGUACCACUCAUAUUGGAGGAACCCCCAAUACAACGGCAUCCGAUUCUUCAUGACCUUUUUUGUUGGUAUCAUAUUUGGAGUAAUUUUCUGGGACAAAGGAAAUAAGAUACACAAGCAGCAAGAUCUGAUGAAUCUGCUAGGAGCUAUGUACUCUGCGGUCCUUUUCCUCGGAGCGACCAACACUUCGGCAGUGCAAUCCGUUGUAGCAAUCGAAAGAACAGUCUUCUAUCGUGAAAGGGCAGCAGGAAUGUAUUCACCAUUGCCUUAUGCAUUUGCUCAGGUGGCAAUUGAGGCAAUAUAUGUUUCAAUCCAAACAUUGGUAUACAGUAUACUACUUUACACAAUGAUAGGAUUCCAAAUGGAAGUUGGAAGGUUUUUCAUGUUUUACUACUUCAUAUUGAUGUGCUUCAUGUAUUUCACACUCUAUGGGAUGAUGCUUGUAGCUCUUACUCCUAACCAUCAAUUUGCUGCCAUUAUCAUGUCCUUUUUCCUAAGCUUUUGGAACCUCUUCUCUGGUUUCCUCAUCCCUAGGACGGAAAUUCCAAUAUGGUGGAGGUGGUACUACUGGGCAUCUCCAGUUGCAUGGACAAUCUAUGGGCUAGUCACAUCCCAAGUUGGUGACAAAUCAGACAUGGUUGAAACAACUGGAGAAAUUCCAAUAGCAGUGAAAGAUUUCCUUGAGAAAAGCCUAGGGUUUGACUAUAGCUUCCUUCCAGCAGUUGUUGCAGCCCAUAUUGGUUGGGUUCUUCUCUUCUUGAUUGUGUUUGCCUAUGGUAUCAAGUUCCUUAACUUCCAAAGGAGAUGAGAAGAUGCCACUACUUUAUUUUAUUUUCUUUACAUGAUGGUGUGUCAAUAAAUGUGCCGAGAGGGAAUUUAAUGUCUCUUGUUUUUGCAUUUUUUAUACAAAUUGUGUGUAUCUUUUAACGGUUGGGGUGCUCAUAAUUUGCAAUCAA